Molecule: messenger RNA, 180 nt
Organism: Dentiscutata erythropus
Lineage: Eukaryota; Fungi; Glomeromycota; Glomeromycetes; Diversisporales; Gigasporaceae
Source: the annotation of a GenBank genome assembly
AAUGGUAAAAAAAAAAGAGUCAACAGAUUUCGAGCGAGGCGAAGUUAUCGGUUCUAUCUUGCUGGUGACUCAGAACAAACUAUUCCUAAAAAAACUGGAUAUGGGAAAACUACCAUUCAUAAUAUUAUACCUAAAUAUCGUAAAAAUGGUAAUAUUUCUGUUGCUUUCAGAAGUGGGUGA